GCCCCGCCCUGCCAGUGGCCAAGGGCGCGGCUUCCUCGCUUCCCUGCAAAGCUGUGGUCUGCACCCGCCAAGCGGAGGUGAUCCAGGCUACUCUUCCUAGGUUCUUGAGGAGCUGAAUGACCAGUUUUUUCCAGGGGAGACUCAGUUCCAUUCCAGCAGAACUAUUCCGAUGAACUCGAGCAUCAUGCUGGGGCCGCCCUCCCACGUUCCCAGCCCGUGCGGGCAGUGAGGGCCAGCAUGGCUGUCCUCUCUAAGGAGUAUGGGUUCGUGGUUCUGACCGGUGCUGCCAGCUUCAUCAUGGUGGCUCAUCUAGCCAUCAACGUUUCCAAGGCCCGAAAGAAGUACAAAGUGGAGUAUCCUACCAUGUACAGCACGGACCCUGAAAACGGGCACCUUUUCAACUGCAUUCAGCGCGCUCACCAGAACACGUUGGAAGUGUAUCCUCCCUUCUUAUUUUUCCUAGCUGUUGGAGGUGUUUACCACCCGCGUAUAGCUUCUGGCCUGGGCUUGGCCUGGAUUGUUGGACGAGUUCUCUAUGCUUAUGGUUACUACACAGGAGAGCCCAGCAAGCGGAGUCGGGGAGCCCUGGGCUCCGUAGCCCUCAUUGGCCUCAUGGGCACGACGGUGUUCUCUGCUUUCCAGCAUCUUGGCUGGGUUAAAACUGGCUUGGGCGGUGGGUCCAAAUGCUGUCACUAAAGAAUUACAGGGUGUUCAAAAACUCAUUUUGAGUGACUGACUUUUAUUUUCUGUUUUUUUUUUUUUUCUAAAUAUAAUAAAAACUUACCUGGCAUUAGCCUCAUACCUAAA
Molecule: messenger RNA, 807 nt
Organism: Ailuropoda melanoleuca (giant panda)
Lineage: Eukaryota; Metazoa; Chordata; Mammalia; Carnivora; Ursidae
Gene: MGST3
Product: microsomal glutathione S-transferase 3
Exons: 7
Coding region: 238-696 (152 amino acids)
Cellular component (GO): membrane; endoplasmic reticulum; nuclear envelope
Molecular function (GO): glutathione transferase activity; glutathione peroxidase activity
Source: RefSeq, a predicted model, not a curated record